UUGAAUGCUUCGUGUUAAAGACGCAAAUUCUUAAGUCAGUACAAUAAAGUUCCGAUUCAGUGUAUAAAAGAGUGAUGUUUCGGAAUUUUAAUACAAUGACCAGACUAGCCUAAUGGAAAAUGAACGAAUAGCAUCAGUUCUCAACAGUUCUCCACGGUGGUUGGGAGGGUCAGAGAACAGUUUUAGUUUUGUAUUUGAAUUUAGUUUACAUUAAGUGUGAUUUAGAUCUAUAAUUACGAAAAAAUAGUCUAGCAGCAGUAGUCCUGCUAAUACUUUUCAUUUAAUUUCCAUUAUUUUUAUUUUUUUUUUAUCAAAAAGGAGAUAUUUGCAGGUGACUUGAACGUUGUAUGUGAAAUUAGUGAGUGUGAAGAGAUUUAAUCCACAAAAUAAAUCAUGGCAUUAAUAAUAAGGAGCCUCAUCGAUGGCUACAGAUACAUAAAUGACGAAAUAUCUGAUCCGAGAUCAAGGGAUUGGUUUUUGAUCGGGACACCAUGGCCUGGCCUGGCACUUUUAGGAUUUUAUUUGCAUUUCACCUACAGACUUGGACCAAGCAUAAUGGCAAAUAGGCCACCUAUGAAACUAGAUCGAAUAAUGCAAGUGUAUGACGUUAUACAAAUAAUAUUAAGUAGUUAUCUAUUCUAUAAGGCACUAGUAUUGGGUUGGAUGAAUGAUUACAGUUUUACUUGUGAGCCGGUCGAUUACUCAUUCAGUCCAAAAGCUAUUGAGAUUGCAAGGACAGUCCAUUUGUAUUUUAUUGUGAAGAUUAUCGAUCUCCUUGAUACAGUCUUUUUUGUGUUACGGAAAAAAGAUAAACAAAUAUCAUUCCUCCACGUUUAUCAUCACGCAGGAAUGGUAAUGGGCAGUUGGGGAGGGGUCAAGUACCUCGCCGGAGGUCACGCGACAUUUUUAGGUCUAGUGAAUUCAUUCGUUCACAUUAUUAUGUACACGCAUUACCUCAUAAUGUCAUUGAAAAUUGCAAAACCUUGGUGGAAAAAGUAUAUAACACAGCUUCAAUUGUUUCAAUUCAUUCUGCUGCUCAUUCAUUUUUCACAAUUACUUUGGACCAAGGAUUGUGGUUUUCCACGUUGGCCAGCAGCUGUCUUCAUACCUCAGAAUCUAUUUAUGAUAGUACUCUUUGGAGACUUUUAUUAUCAAACUUACGUUAAGAAGAAGCCAAAGAAAUCUGCGAACGAAAAUGGACAAGCUAAUAACGAGGCAUCUAAUGGCAAACCGAAGUCUCAAUAAUAGUCUACAAUUAAUGCACAAAUUUACCGAAAAUUUAAUUUGUAUAGAUUCAUCAUGUUAAACUUUCUCAUUUGAAGUUAUCAAUCGAAUAAUUAAAAUUUUCAUAGGAAUCUGCUAAAUGAGAUAUAUUUCAUUUUUUUCCAGAAGUUUAUUUAGAAUCAUUUUAAAUAAUUUUUUCGAAGCAUUAAUUAUGAUUAAUUUUAUUUAAUAGCUUAUAUACUAAAAAUUCAUAGCUCAUUAAAUUAUCGAUUCAAAAGAUUUCUUUUUAAGUGCAACUUAUAAAGCUAGUAUAUUAUUAAACUGCUAGAUUAUUCUAAUAAUUUAUUUAUUCGAAUCCAAAAAUCGUACGUUCAAAAAUUAAAAUAAAUAUGCAAAAAGUUAUCCACAGUUACAGUUAUAUUGCAUUAGGUCAGUAGCAUAGAUUUACAUUCACCGCGUAUACAUUUUUUCGAUGAAUAUUUAUUCUGGUUUCGACACAUUCGAAAUCAUACGGGAUUGUUGCGAUCUUCAUUUGUAUGAUAGUUUAAGAUGUAUUUUGCAUUUCAGCACACUUGUGUAAUUUUUUUUUUUAAAUUUUAAUUAACAUUCAAUACAUGCUCUUAAAUUUUAAAUUGACUAUGCAAGAUAU
Molecule: messenger RNA, 1873 nt
Organism: Trichogramma pretiosum
Lineage: Eukaryota; Metazoa; Arthropoda; Insecta; Hymenoptera; Trichogrammatidae
Product: elongation of very long chain fatty acids protein 7-like
Exons: 5
Coding region: 394-1245 (283 amino acids)
Biological process (GO): fatty acid elongation, monounsaturated fatty acid; fatty acid elongation, saturated fatty acid; fatty acid elongation, polyunsaturated fatty acid
Cellular component (GO): endoplasmic reticulum membrane
Molecular function (GO): fatty acid elongase activity
Source: RefSeq, a predicted model, not a curated record